UGUUGCCGUCACGUUGGCGUGAUACGACGUGAAAUGUUUCAAAAGCCGCUGUGGGCACAAUGGGCGGCUGUAUAGGACUGGGCAGGAACCGAUCGGCGGUCGUAGAAAAUUCCUCCGGCUCUUUAUCCAGGACGAUAUCGGGCAACCAGCACAACAAAACGUACAGGUUAGCUCACGAGACGAUCAGAUGGAAGUCGGACGUGCCGCUCACGGAGGGCCAGCUGCGCAGCAAGCGAGAUGAGUUCUGGGACACGGCCCCCGCGUUCGAGGGGCGCAAGGAGAUAUGGGACGCGCUGCGGGCGGCGGCCGUGGCAGCGGAGGCCCGGGACUACGACCUCGCCCAGGCCAUACUGGACGGAGCCGGGGUGUUCGUGCCCAACGGUUACAUCACGGACUGCUACGAUCAGCUCGGCGAACGUUAUCAAGUGCCGAUUUACUGCCUGUCGUAUCCGAUCAACAUAGUGAAAGAAGAUAACGGUAGGGAUUCGCCCGCGGAGUGCUCGGAGCCGGUGGAAGGCGGCGCAGAAACCGUGCUCAAGUUGCGGCUGAGCAAUUCGUUUUCGGACGUUAAAAUGACGGUUUACUCGCGGGACACGAUCGGCGUGUGCAAGAAAAAGUUACAGAGCCAAGAGGGUAUAGAGGCAUCACGGCAAAGAUGGUUCUUCGGCGGCAAGCUGCUCGGUGACAAACUGCACGUCGAGGAAGCGAAGAUCCCCACCGGUUACGUCGUCCAGGUGAUCGUCAACGUCGAAAACUCACCGGGACCCGCCAAAAGGGCGUUAUGAUGGGGAACUUAUCGUGCGUCUAGGUCGUCUCGUCGUCGGGUUGUGAGGCCGCGGGGUUUCGCACGCCGCUCCGCACCCUUUUGGACCAUAUCUCUUAGGAUAAGUUUAAUGAUAAAAAUAACGAUUACUAUAAAAAAGAAUACCACUGAACAAUAAAAAGUAU
Cylas formicarius (sweet potato weevil) is the source of this 948-nucleotide messenger RNA. RefSeq names its product ubiquitin domain-containing protein 1. Gene Ontology annotation, molecular function: protein binding. The coding region runs from base 60 to 785 and encodes 241 amino acids. NCBI's taxonomy places the organism in Eukaryota, Metazoa, Arthropoda, Insecta, Coleoptera, Brentidae. The transcript has 5 exons. The record is from RefSeq and is a predicted model, not a curated record.